Molecule: messenger RNA, 216 nt
Organism: Scutellospora calospora
Lineage: Eukaryota; Fungi; Glomeromycota; Glomeromycetes; Diversisporales; Gigasporaceae
Source: the annotation of a GenBank genome assembly
GAGAAGCACUUUAUUGCUCUUAGUGAUAAUAUCCGAUUUUUAAAUUAUAAUGAUAUUAAUGUAUGUGACAAAGCUCUUAACCACUUGCAAUCAAUUUUAAGCAGACAUGGGAAAUGCCUUAAAGACUUUCCAAACAUGCCUGACAUAACUACCUUUCCUUAUUAUGAGCAAGAAAACUGCUUAAUUAGAGAAGAACAGUAUAUCUUACUUGCAAAA